AUGUCAACUCUCCAAUCGAUGGCCCAAAUGGCCAUGGGAUUUCUCUGCGAAACCAAUGAUCAUCCUGCCAAUGAUCACCCUAACAAUGAUCACCCUACCAAUGAUCAUCCUACCAAUGAUCACCCUACCAAUGAUCAUCCUACCAAUGAUCACCCUACCAAUGAUCAUCCUACCAAUGAUCAUCCUAGUCGCCGUGACAUCGUGACUGAACGGUCAGAAGAGGACUGGUUGGUAAUACUGAUGGAACAGCUCGUCACCGCGGAAACCGAAGCCUAUAAACUUCGGUCGCCAGGGAAUACGGAUCUCAUGGACAAAAUAGGCCUCGCACGCCAAAUGGUCGUCAACUCUUACCCUGAAGCAACCGAUUUACUUGGUCAAUUCCAGAUCAAACCGGAAGACAGCAACUUCUUCAUCGCCGGCCAUCAGUCAGGCGCACACCUGCCGGACAUCCUACAGUCCUUUGCAAAGUUACCUACAUUCCAGGGCCAAGGCUAUGCCUCUCCUAUUAAAUUCGAUCCCAACAAAGUUGAAACCCACAUCCACCUCUUCAAUUUUGAAGACGACACGCAACUAUCGUAUGAGACACAGACCGAUAUCUUGAGCCAAAGUCAAGGUGAAGGAGAAGGAGAGGUUCUGGCCUUUGCUAAAUCUAUCGAAUUAAAAAAAAGGUCCAAGUUUCAAUGGCCACGUUUCUCAUAUCAUGACUGUCGGCCUACUAUCGAGGAAGCUCACGAAGCUAUUGAGGCUUUGAUCGCCCAAGCCCAUAGGAACAUCACGGCUACAUCUUUCAGUAGCGGGGCUUCCGUUAGCCUACACAACCCAAUCCUCCAGCAUCCGGGAAAACGGCUAGAUGAGCUAUCGCAACAACCAGAAUUUCCCGACUAUACACAGGUGUAUUUGCACAUUGUCGACAAGAACGGCGUCACUCCAUUCCAUACGGAGGACAACGGACUCCGGUCAUUCAACCUUUGUCACAUUGGAUACAAGGCCUGGAUCAUUAUCCCCGACAGCUCGCGGAAUAGUUUUGAGGAGUAUAUUCUGCGCAAGAUAGGUCUACCGACAAAUCAACUAUCGGAGGCUGGUAUCGAGUACCGCGUCAUAGUGCAAGGCCCUGGCGAGUACGUGACUAUAACCUCAUCGGAAUAUCACAUGGUCAUCGGCCUUACAUCAUCACUUGCCACAUCUCACAAUCUUCUGUAUCCAGACGAUCCCGAUAUUAUGAUAGCUUUAGAAGAUGCGAAGCUAUGUGAGGAAUGUAACAAUCACCCUGUCGUUCGUGACUACAACGCCAACCACUCACCCAAAAUCGGUAGCCGGGCGGUUCCCACAGUUCAGACUCUCCUCCAACAAUUAGCCCAACAGAAACGCGAGUGCAACAUCAACAGCAACGAUAAUGGCAGCGGCAAUCAGAGGCAUGGGGAGCAAAACAACAGCAGCGGAGAUAACGCGACGACCAGGACAAACAAUGGCGACAAGAGGAAAAGGACAGCAUUACCCGCCGAAACGAACUCGGCCAAGCGCAAAAAGCCUCCCCCAAGAAGCGCUCCAGCGGUAGCCAGUAAAGCUGCAGAGCAGAGCCACACAACCGUUACUGCCUCUUCAUCUCUACAAACACUUCCCCGACCUGAGAUACGCCACCGCACCAAAGAGCCAGCCGAACCAGCGCAGCGGAUGAGCCGCAGAGACGCCGUCGUGUUACGUGCACCAACGCCAACGUCUGUAUCUGCAGACUUACCAGAAGAGCCAGCAGUCCGGGAGCGGGAGUCUCAGAGCCUAUCCCCAGGCACCAAUCACAAGAGUGUCAACAAUAAUAAAGAUAGUGCGACUGCCCCCAACACCACCGUGUCCUCCCUGUUACCCUCUACACGGCAUGAGAAUCUGUCCCAAUUUGACACAUUCUAUAUGUCGAACCCACUUUGUAGGGACCAGCUCGUCGCUCUGCCAGCACACAACAGAUGCGGCCUUGCCGCCAUCCUCCACACAAGACAGGCGUUAGUCGACUUUUUAGCUGCCGUCAAGGGCCAUCAGAACGACAUCUCUAACGGCGGCGGCGUAAGUAAACUUGAGAAAGACCUUUCGUCUAGUAACGAUUCUGAAGACCCAGCAACCUGCGCUAUGCGAAACGCUAUUCUCGAAAUGGUAAAAAGUGAUCGUCAUAUUAUUAGUAAACAGAGAUCCGAUUACAGACAGCGUUUCUUUUGCUACCUCGCUCAUCGCCUGUGGAAAGACGCUGGAAUUGAGAAGGCGCAGGGAGACGGUCAAAUCAGACAUGAUACCGUCGUCAGGAAAAGACUUAUCCAACAAUUACUCUCAUCAGAGUCCGGGCAACAGGACGCGGCAGUAGUGUCAAAAUAUAUCAACAAAGUCCUACGCCAGGGAGCCCAAUGGGUUUCUGUGGCAACAGGCAUAGGCAUAGGCAUGGGUGUUAUCGCCCUUAUACCUUACCGAAACAAAAGGGUGCACGCUCUUAACGUUACUGCCGGUUACUACUGCAACGGCCUGGGCAGUAAACAAUCAUCAGCCACGAGGCUGCAAGAGUUCCAGUCGGCCCUCGAUACCCCCUACAUGAAGACACUGCUUACUGCCGCUGACUCUCUGGCCAAUGCCAUUGUGCAGAAGAAGGAUAUACGCUUUCAAUUUGACGAUUAUCAUGGCGACGAGCCCAUCUCAUCCCUCCCAGAGGCCGACAUCUGCCGCCUUCUUGUGACGGUCCCGUCUGUUGAUCCUGGUGCGGGCACCGACUGA
Fusarium poae is the source of this 2745-nucleotide messenger RNA. RefSeq lists its product as uncharacterized. The transcript has 4 exons. NCBI's taxonomy places the organism in Eukaryota, Fungi, Ascomycota, Sordariomycetes, Hypocreales, Nectriaceae. The coding region runs from base 1 to 2745 and encodes 914 amino acids. The record is from RefSeq and is a predicted model, not a curated record.